AUGUGUUCGAUUCCUGGGCUUCCAACACCUGGAUCAGAUGUACCUGUUCUCAUCACAAGGGUAAACCCAAACCCUAAUUGUGGUCUUGUUGAACUAUGGGUCCACAUGGGUGAUGGAGGGAAGCAUGUUUAUGAGAAACUGAAAGAGGAAAUUCAGAUUCCUAAGGGGAAGUUUUGUGGAUCAGAAGGAAAACCAGGGGACCUUUGUCUGGUCUGCAUCAGUGACACCUGGCAUAGAGCUCGAAUUUUAUCGAUUCAAAGUGAAACCUUCAAUGUUUUUCUUAUUGACCAGGGACAGCACCAUAGCACCACCAGUGAAGCUUUGGCAUGGGGCCAGAGUGACAGUUUUCUCCUUCCUCCUGAAAUUGAAUCUUGCAUACUCGCAAAUGUUAUCUCCCUUGAGAAUAUUUGGCCUGAAAAAGCCACAACGUUUUUGAAGUCUCUACCUGGCAAGAAGUUUAAGGGGCUGGUUCAACAUGUGCUGAUGCCAGACAGGAUAAUCCUCCUUGACAUACCAGUUGUUUCCAAUCACAUAUGUAAGUUUGGGAUCGCAAAGAAGAUUCCAGUGGAAGAAUUUAAAUGCCUUGUACUUAAAUGUCUACAUUUACCCAAAGGAGAUGCUUCUGAGGCCUGCCAUGUAACACAGGAACAGAGUCUGAAUGUCAUGCUUGAGAAACAUGACCAAUACUUGUACCCAGAGCUGCUAACUGACACAUUUGAAACUGUUACUGUGACGGAGGUUGUUGAUCCACAGAAAUUUUUUUGCAAACUUCACAUUUUUUCCAAGACAGUGAAAAUAUUAUCAGAACAAAUCCACCAGCACUAUGAAGAGACUUCAGAUUUUGGAGAGGCACAACCACAGACCAACGGGGAUCCAUGUGCUGCUAAAGGAUCAAAUGGCAGAUGGUGUCGCUCGUUACUAAAGCAAAACAUUGUGACUAGCGAUGCUGUAGAAGCUGUAGAAGUCUUGCAUGUAGACGAAGGAAAAACGGAAAGUGUCCCAGUUGGAGACAUCAAACCACUGCUUGGAAAAUUCCUGAGAAUGCCAGUUGUCACAUAUCUCUGUUCUCUAGAUGGAGUGAAUGAUAAUGGCACAGGAUGGACUACAAACCAGACUGAUUACUUGAAAUCACUACUCCUGAAUGAGACAGUUGUGGCUGGCUUUAACCACCACAGUAAACCUCAAGAUGUCUAUUCUGUCACUCUUUAUGCUGCUAAUGCUGAAUGCAUAAACAACUGCUUUUUAGUGAACGCAGAAUCUUUUCCACCUUGUAAGACUGAACAAGACUCAAAUGUCCAGAAUCACUCCAUUCCCUCAUCAUGUCUCAGUUCAUUUGUAGAUGAACUGUGUGUGGAUUUGCAGAACACAGUCAGUUUAAAUGUUGAUGCUUUAGAGGAAACCAUGCCAAGUACCAAGAACACACCAGUUAAUGGCGGGGAAGAUGAGACACAGACUUCUGGCCCCACUGCUCACCCUCUCAAAGUUAACUCUGAACAUCCAGACCCUCUAAUACAUGAAAAUGGGCAUCUUUCAACUUGUUGCUCCUCUGAGGUGCAAGAUGCUCAUCGUGAUAUGUUUACUGAAAGAAGUUCUGCCAAUGUAAAAGUGUCUUGCAUUCAAAAGCUACAGAAGAUCUGGUGUCAAGCAACUGAAAAUGCUGACUCUCUUAGUCUCCUUAUGGAAAAUCUGCAAACCCACUAUGCCUCUGCCCAACUUCAGCCACUUGUUCAGUCCAUCUGUGUUGCCCGUAAUCCAGAAACGGGCAUGUGGUGUAGAGCGAGGAUCAUUGCAAGUCACCACUCCCCAGUAGUAGAUGUUAAAUUUAUAGAUUAUGAUCAAACUGAAAAGGUCCCUCUGCGAGAUGUGUACCCCAUUGACCCAGCUUUCUUAGAUGGAGUCAAUGGGCUUUUUCAGUGUUGCCUAUUCAAUCUGAAGAAUGGUACUAAUUCCAAUGUUGUAACUUCAGGUGCCUCUUCAAACGGUGUAUUGAAAAGUAAUUUAAAGGCCAGAACAUCUAAUGAAGAAAGCCCAUCCCUGUCCCAGAAAUGUUCACAGGUUGAAAGUCAAGUCCUUUCCCUGGUCCCAUCAAAUGCAUAUAAUUAUUCCACACAUGAUAUUGAGGUGGGUGGAAAAGAAAAAGUGUGCAUUACCUCUUCAGAGAAUGUAAAUCACUUCUACUGCCAGCUAGACAGGAACUCUCACUUGCUUGACAAAGUGAUGGAAAAUGUUAAGCAACUAAUUUGCCAGCCACAGUGCACAGAUUGCCAACUUGGACUCAACAGUGUUUGCUUAGCUAGGUACACUGAUAAUCAGUGGUACAGAGGGCAAGUAAUAGAAAUGUCACCCAAACUUAAAGUACACUUUGUGGACUAUGGAGAUACCCUUGCAGUGAGUGAAUCUGAUAUCUGUGCUUUUUCCUCUGAAGCAUGCAUUGCCAUGUCUGUUCCUGUGCAGGCUGUUCCACUUGGACUGUUUGAUGUCCCAGCUGCAGUACCACAGGAAGUCAACCAGUGGUUUGAAGAUAAUGCCAUUGGCCGUAAUUUUACCAUUUCAGUAGUAGCUAAAGGGGAAAGAGGUAAACUAAUUGUUGAACUCUUUGAGGGUUCCUUGAAUGUAAAUGGGAAAGUCAGAGAGUGCAUAGCAAAGAUGAAACAGAAGACAAAUGGCCGAGUUAAGCAGACUGACCAGCAGUGCUGUAAAGGCUCACAACAGGCCAGUGCACCAGGUGUAGACGAGCUCACGAAUGUGCCACCAUUAGAGGAUAUGACAGAAAAAAGUAAAGUCUGUAGCAAUGGAAUUUGUUCCAGUGAUGAGCUAAAGAUGGAUUCACAAUCCACAAAUCUUAUCUCCAUACCAAAGGUUGAACAUGGAAGGACUUUGGAUGAAGGAAGAAAACCAACUUUGGAUGUCAAGGACAAAAAAGAAACCAUGGUGGCACAGACAUUCAUACAAGGUCUCCAAACAGACUCAGAAAUGGCACAACUUUGCCUUCCUUCGUGCCCUGACGCAAUGGAGAACAUCUACAUGUACAAGUGGCCAAACAUUUCUCAAAACAAGACAGAGGAGGUAUAUGCUUCCUGCAUAGUUGGACCCAAUUACUUCUGGUGUCAGUGUGCCAACACUGAAAACCUGGAUAUAGUUUCAAGAGUUGCUCAGGAGGUAGGACAGGCACAACAGGACACAAAAUUCCCCAAGACUUUGGAUAGUGGUAGUCCAUGCCUUGCUCUCUUUUACAGUGACAACAAGUGGUAUCGAGCACAGGUAAUUCAGAGAACUGGAAAUACACUUAAUGUUCUGUUUGUGGACUAUGGCAAUGAGUCUGAAGUCGACAUUAAGGAUGUGAGAACAGUGCCUCAGAGUCUGUUGGAGCUGGCUCCUCAAGCCUUUUUGUGCACUUUGAAUGGGUUUGAUGAGUCUAAGGGCUCCUGGGAUGACAGCACUUACGAUUACUUCUACAAUCUCCUGGCUGAUAAGCCUCUCAGAGUCACAGUGUUACAUAUGAAGGACAAAUCAGAGAGUGGAGUUCCUCAAUAUGCAGUGAAAACUGAGUGGGAAGAUGUGGUUGUGAAUAGCAUGAUACAGAAAUACUGGAAACCAUUUCCCACAGAACAUGGUAAGAAGGAAAUUGUGACCGAAAUUGAAAUGGCCACCUCUCUCCAAGGUAUUCAAAUUGAGUCCAACAUGGCACAACUUAAAGAAAAUGUGACUACUUCUGCCUACAAGAAGUCAAACAUUUCCAAAAACAAAGAAGAGGAGGUAUAUGCCUCUUGUAUUGUGGAACCCGGUUUCUUCUGGUGUCAGUACGCCAACACAGAGGAUCUCUGCAAAGUGGUGAGGCUUGCACAGGAAGCAGGACAGGCGGAGCAGGACGUGAUGUUCUCAGAGACUCUUAGUCCUGGCAGUCCAUGCCUUGCUCUGUUUUCCAGUGACAACCAGUGGUAUCGAGCUCAAGUCAUUCACAGGAGUAGUGAUACGUUUAAUGUUCUGUUUGUUGACUAUGGAAAUGAGUCAGAUGUUGACAUCAAGAAUGUGAGAUCAGUACCUCACAGUCUGCUGGAGCUGGCUCCUCAGGCCUUUCUGUGCUCCUUGAAUGGAUUUGAAGAGUCCAAGGGCUCCUGGGAUGACACAGUGCAUGAUUACUUCUAUAAUCUUCUGGUUGAUAAACCACUAAAAGUGUCAGUGCUCAACAUGGAAGAUUAUUCAGAGAUUGCAGUAUCUCAGUAUGCAGUGGACAUUGAGUGCCAGGGAGUAAAUGUAAAUGCAGCAAUGCAGGUAUACUGGAAACCAGUUGCCAAAGAACAUGUUAUGACCGAAAGCCCUGAAACAGAAACUUUCCUCCAAGAUGGUAAAACCGAGUCCAACAUUAAACACACUGUUUCCAAAGAAAAUGUGAGCACUUGCAUGUACAAGAAGCCAAAUAUUUCCAAAAACAAAGAAGAGGAGGUAUAUGCCUCUUGUAUUGUGGAACCCAGUUUCUUCUGGUGUCAGUACGCCAACACAGAGGAUCUCUGCAAAGUGGUGAGGCUUGCACAGGAAGCAGGACAGGCGGAGCAGGAUGUGAUGUUCUCAGAGACUCUUAGUCCUGGCAGUCCAUGCCUUGCUCUGUUUUCCAGUGACAACCAGUGGUAUCGAGCUCAAGUCAUUCACAGAAGUAACAAUACGUUUAAUGUUCUGUUUGUUGACUAUGGAAAUGAGUCAGAUGUUGACAUCAAGAAUGUGAGAUCAGUGCCUCACAGUCUGCUGGAGCUGGCUCCUCAGGCCUUUCUGUGCUCCUUGAAUGGAUUUGAAAAGUCCAAGGGCUCCUGGGAUGACAACACUUAUGAUCACUUCUAUAAUCGUCUGGUUGACAAACCACUAAAAGUGUCAGUGUUCAACAUGGAAGUUCAUUCAGAGAUUUCAUUUCCUCAGUAUGCAGUAGAAAUUGUGUGCGAGGGGGUGAAUAUAAAUGCAGCAAUGCAGGUAUACUGGAAACCAGUUGCCAAAGAACAUGUUAUGACAGAAAGCCCUGAAACAGAAACUAUCCUCCAAGAUGGUAAAACCGAGUCCAACAUUAAACACACAGUUUCCAAAGAAAAUGUGAAUACUUACAGGCACAAGAAGCCAAAUAUUUCCAAAAACAAAGAAGAGGAGGUAUAUGCCUCUUGUAUUGUGGAACCCAGUUUCUUCUGGUGUCAGUACGCCAACACAGAGGAUUUCUGCAAAGUGGUGAGGCUUGCACAAGAAGCAGGACAGGCGGAGCAGGACGUGAUGUUCUCAGAGACUCUUAGUCCUGGCAGUCCAUGCCUUGCUCUGUUUUCCAGUGACAACCAGUGGUAUCGAGCUCAAGUCAUUCGCAGGAGUAACGAUACAUUUAAUGUUCUGUUUGUUGACUAUGGAAAUGAGUCAGAUGUUGACAUCAAGAAUGUGAGAUCAGUGCCUCACAGUCUGCUGGAGCUGGCUCCUCAGGCCUUUCUGUGCUCCUUGAAUGGAUUUGAGGAGUCCAAGGGCUCCUGGGAUGACAAAGUUUACGAUGACUUCUACAACCUUCUGGUUGACAAACCACUAAAAGUGUCAGUGCUCAACAUGGAAGUUAAUUCAGAGAUUGCAUUUCCUCAGUAUGCAGUAGAAAUUGAGUGUGAAGGAGUGGUUGUGAAUACAGUGAUGGAGAAAUACUGGAAAGGAUUUCCAACAGAUCAUACCUUCGCAGAAAGUCCAGAUUCUGGUUAG
Messenger RNA from Scomber japonicus (chub mackerel), 5706 nucleotides. RefSeq names its product tudor domain-containing 6 (gene tdrd6b). The transcript has a single exon. NCBI's taxonomy places the organism in Eukaryota, Metazoa, Chordata, Actinopteri, Scombriformes, Scombridae. The record is from RefSeq and is a predicted model, not a curated record. The coding region runs from base 1 to 5706 and encodes 1901 amino acids.